AUGUCCGUGCGAGCCCUGGGCGACGCGAGGGGCGUGGGGCAACAGGGGAUGGGCCAGGCUCCCGGCUGCAAGCGCCCGGCCACCACGCUGGCCGUGCCCGGCGCCGGAUCCCUGCGUUUGCGUGGCCAGCGCGGGGCGGGCGAUGCCGACGAACGCCGCCACGCGCGGCAGAUGAGGCCGGUGAACGUUUUCUCGCCGACGCGAUCGCCGGCCCCGCCGGAGUCGCUGGAGGCUGGGCCGGGCGUGCCGGACGUCGUGCCGGCGCCCGGCGCUCUGAAGGGCCCCAGGGCGAGCAUCGCGGAGAUCACGUUCCCCGUGAGGCAGGACGUGGAGGCGCUGAAUCAGAAUCUGAGGACGAUCGUGGGCGAGCGGCACCCGAUGCUGAUGGCCGCGGCGGAUCAGAUUUUCGGGGCCGGGGGAAAGAAGUUGCGGCCGGUCAUUUGCUUCUUGAUGGCCAGGGCGACGCUGGAGCUUGGGGGAUUCAGCGACCUGACGGACAAGCACCGGAGGCUGGCGGAGAUAACGGAGAUGAUCCACGUGGCCAGCCUGGUGCACGACGAUGUGCUGGACGAUUGCAGCGUGCGCCGAGGGAAAGCAACAGUGAAUACCAUUUACGGAACACGGGUGGCUGUGCUUGCUGGCGACUUCCUUUUUGCACAAGCCUCCUGGGGACUGGCCCAACUGGAGAACUUGGAGGUGAUCAAAUUGAUAAGUCAGGUCAUCGCUGACUUCGCCAAUGGCGAAAUCAGUCAGGCCACUAGCCUGUUCGACACAGGGUUCACGAUCGAGGAGUACAUGAACAAGAGCUUCUUCAAGACAGCGUCGUUGAUGGCAGCCACCUGCAGGUGUGCGGCUGUCUUCAGCGAUGUCAGCUUGGAAGUCAAGGAGUCGUUGUACAACUACGGCAAGCAUCUGGGUCUGGCUUUUCAAAUUGUGGACGACAUAUUGGACUUCACACAGUCAACAGAGCAACUGGGAAAGCCUCAAGGGCAAGACUUGGCAAGCGGCAACCUGACUGCACCAGCCAUAUUCGCCUUGAGGAGCAAACCCAGGCUUGCAGAGCUUUUGGAGGAAGAGUUUGCUGAGGACGGAUCUCUACAGGAGGCGAUCGAGCUGGUGAAGGAGGGUGGGGGGAUCUUGGCAGCGAAGCAGCUGGCUGCGGAUGAAGGAGACAAGGCUCGAGCGGCCUUGGGGUGUCUGCCUGACUCCCCUGCGAAGGUUUCUCUCUUACAAAUGGUGGACUACGUCCUGGAUCGGCUGUAUUGA
Ostreobium quekettii is the source of this 1266-nucleotide messenger RNA. NCBI's taxonomy places the organism in Eukaryota, Viridiplantae, Chlorophyta, Ulvophyceae, Bryopsidales, Ostreobiaceae. The record is from the annotation of a GenBank genome assembly.